AGACAAAGCAUUGUGAACUCAGUUUAUUUCCAACUUUGAUACCUAUAAUUUUCACCAUUAAAACAAAAAUCAAGUUGGCGACAGUGCUGUUGGGAAAACUUGUUUAUUGAGAAGUUAUGUUGAAGAAAACUUUAAUGGAAACUAUGUUAGCACAAUAGGGAUUGAUUUCAGGAGGAAAAUGUUGCAGCUGGGUGAACAUAAAUAUGUGAAAUUACAGAUUUGGGACACUGCAGGUCAAGAACGGUUCCGUGGUCUUGUCAAGUCAUAUUUUAGAGGAUGUGACGCUGUAGUAUUUGUUUAUGACAUAACGGACAGGAACUCAUUCAACAACAUAGUUGACUGGAUCGAGACUGUGCGUGAAGUGUGUCAGGUGCCAGGAUUAUCAUUAACAGAUACUGUUCAAUGUAUGCUGGUGGGAAAUAAAUGUGAUCUAACUAAUGGACGACAAAUAUCAAGGGCUGAAGCAAAACUGUUCGCAGAUACACUAAAUAUGGAUUUAUUUGAAACAUCUGCUAAAGAAAACAUCCAGGUUUCCCAUAUGUUUUCAGCACUUUGUGAAGCACUUUGGAUGGACUGGGAGACUAAGUGGGGUACUUCGCAUUUGCAUAGAAAUACCGAGAAAACUUUAAGCUUUCGACUGGGAGGACGAGCAGAAGGGGGUCGGGCAUAUGGAGGUGUAAGGGGUGUGGCACAUGGAGGUAGAAGGGGUGUGGUACAACCCCCCGAGCUCAGCUAUUUAUCCACCAACAUGAGCAUGUUGGGAGUUGAAUACGGCUUGGAAGCAAAAGAGGCAAAUUCAUAUUGUUGCUCAAUAUAGAAAUAUAUAAAAAAAAAUCA
Molecule: messenger RNA, 837 nt
Organism: Eurytemora carolleeae
Lineage: Eukaryota; Metazoa; Arthropoda; Copepoda; Calanoida; Temoridae
Product: GTP-binding protein YPTM1
Exons: 11
Coding region: 179-817 (212 amino acids)
Molecular function (GO): GTPase activity; GTP binding
Source: RefSeq, a predicted model, not a curated record